AUUCAUAACCAGGUCGACUGAAAUACUCUUCUUCGGGGGAUCAGAAAUUGAUGCCUGAGACAGGAAGAAGGUCGAUGGCUGUCUCCAGUGCACGUCGCAUCGGAUCGCCAUUAUCAUUGCUUUCUGAUGCAGCCUUUUCUGUCUCCAUUUUGGAAUUUUGGAAGAGAGAGAAAACACUUUGGGUAUGACGAGUGGGGGAGAUGGAUGCAUGGUCGUCGCUUCCGGAAGACGACCGGAAUGCCCAUCCUCUCCUGGUGGACUCCUGAGUGUUCCUCCUCCCUCCCACGCUAUAUUUACCAAAAAAGUAUCGCCCAUCCCCAGAGCUCCAUCUCCUCUAAUCCCGUUCUUCCUUUAGCUGGAUAAAGCUUCCGGCUGGAACCUAACUCGUUUGGGACCAAUUUGUUGUCUGUACCGGUGCCUCAGGGAGAUGAAGGAAUCAACUUGCUGGCUGCCUCUGCUUCUGCUACCUGUCUUCCAUUUGAUGCUUUUUUCUUCAUUUGUCAGCUCCACACCUUUCUUCAAACCCGCGAGUAUCCUUCUCAACUGUGGCGCUUCCUCUAACGAUGUUGACAACGAUAAACGUCCAUGGACCAAUGACUCCACCACCCACUUUGGUCUCUCAAAUUUACAAUCUUCUUUUGCUGCCCAAACUUCUAGCACUGAACUCCCUUCUGUUGUUCCCUACAAAACAGCUCGCAUCUUCACUUCUGCUUCUUCUUACAACUUCACUGCACUUCCUGAAGGUCGUCAUUUUGUUCGGCUCCACUUCUUCCCUGCUGUCUACAAUGACCGAGACACUAAGAAUGCCUUCUUUUCUGUCACAACUGGGCGUUACACUCUGCUCAGCAACUUCAGCCCCGCCAUCACCGCUUCAGCCCUCUCACAAAACUACAUCUUACGUGAGUUCUUCAUCACUGUCUCCUCCUCUGGCUACCUCACCCUCACAUUUACUCCCUCACCAAACACCUCCGAUUCGUUCGCCUUUAUCAAUGGAAUAGAGAUUGUGUCUUCGAAGAAGGAAUUGUUCCCUUUAGGUGCAUCCACUGUUCCAACCACCCAAAUAUACCCCAUACGUGAUUCUGAUGCUCUGCAAACUAUCGUUCGGUUAAACGUAGGAGGGGCUUACGUCUCCCCCACCUCUGAUUCUGCCCUCUCUCGAACCUGGUACGAUGACCUUUCAUACAUCUUCGCUGCUGGUUUGGGAGUUACCUACUCCCGUGAUCCCAACGUCAGUAUCCAGUACUCAAAGGCUGUCCCGGAGUAUAUUGCUCCACGAGACGUGUAUGGCACUGCUCGGUCUAUGGGUCCUAAUGCCUCUGUCAACCAAAACUACAACCUCACUUGGUCUAUUACUGUCGAUAAUGGAUUCCGCUACUUGAUUAGACUUCAUUUUUGUGAGAUUCAGUCUGAGGUGUUUCAAGAGAACCAAAGGGUAUUCAAUGUGUACGUGAAUGAUAUGACUGCGGAUCAUGGAUUCGAUGUGAUUUUCAGUGCGAAGAAAAAUGUCCAAGCUGAUAUUUAUACUGGCGUGGCAGUGUAUAGAGAUUACAUGGUAAUACAGCCUCGGUCGAGUGGCAAGCAAAGCGAUGUGAGGAUUGAGCUCCAUCCAGACGUUGAUGUUCAACCGUAUUACGGAGAUGCAAUCCUUAAUGGGCUUGAAGUGUUCAAGGUCAAUGACUCAUCUGGUAACCUUGCCGGACCAAAUCCUGACCUCCUGCCGCCAGCGCCUGCACCGGAGAAUAGUUCUCCCAUUGGUCGUCAUGGUGGUGCUGGUCACAGCCACGAGAUUGCAGGCGCCGUGGGCGGCAUAGCUGCCGCGCUUGUUGUCGGCGCUUGCAUCUGCUGCCUGUUGUGCGGGUGCCAGAGGAAGAAGAAGGAAAAAGGGAGUGGUGGUAGUGGGUCGACGUGGGUCCUGCUAUCUCCUUAUGCACAAGGGGAAAACGGGAAAUCGACUGCAUCUUCAGCAGAGAAGAGCCUGGGCGCUCUAAGCAACGCCUCUAGUGGUUAUUGCCGGCACUUCAGGUUCUCAGAGAUCGUUGAGGCCACCGACAACUUCAGCGAGUCUCUCCUUCUUGGGGCCGGCGGUUUCGGUAAGGUCUACAAGGGCGUUAUUGAUGGUGGCAAUGAAGUCGCCGUAAAAAGAGGGAGCGAGCUCUCGCAGCAAGGCGCUCAAGAAUUCCACAACGAAAUCGAGAUGCUCUCGAAGCUCCGCCACCGCCACCUGGUCCCCCUGAUCGGCUACUGCGAGGACAGCUCGGAGAUGAUUUUGGUUUACGAGUACAUGGCUCGUGGCAAUCUGCGUGAGCACCUCUACGGCAGAAAAGCCUCACCGUUGUCUUGGAGACAAAGGCUCGAGAUCUGCAUCGGUGCGGCCAAGGGGCUGCACCAUCUCCACACCGGAGCCAAGCACACCCUUAUACACAGAGACGUGAAGUCCGCCAACAUUCUCCUCGACGGCAAUUGGGUGGCAAAGAUCUCUGAUUUUGGCCUCUCGAAGAUGGGCUCGGAGAUGGAUCGUUCCCAUGUGAGCACAGGUGUGAAGGGCACCUUCGGGUAUCUCGACCCUGAGUACCACCGCCUGCAGCGGCUCACCGAGAAAUCUGACGUCUAUUCUUUCGGGGUGGUUCUGUUUGAGGUUCUCUCAGCUCGCCCUGCGCUCGACAGGUCGCGCCCCACCAUGGAGGUCUGCCUGGCGGAAUGGGCGCUCCGCUGCAUGAGAAAAGGCGUGAUAGAACAGAUCGUUGAUCCCUUUCUAAGUGGGAAGAUCGCAGCGGAGAGCCUGCGCAAGUUUGCUGAGACAGCAGAGAAGUGCUUGGCUGACGAAGGAGCAGAUCGUCCCGCCAUGACCAAUGUGCUCUGGAACUUAGAGUUUGCUCUCAGCUUGCAGAGCAGCGCAGAGGAGGCAGACGAGAAGGGUGUGGUCGUUGGUUUUGUUGGCGACUUGGAUGAUCAGGAGGCACCGCUUUCUGCCAAGGGGAAGCGAUCUGAUGACGCCAUUAAUUGGCCGACUCCUGAUACUCUUAACAGCAGCACAAGCUUCGAAGGUGGGAGCUCCACCAGCAUGGGUUCAGAGCAGAUGCACCCAAGUGCAGUUUUCUCCCAGAUCAUGAAUCCUAAAGGGCGGUAAUCUUGGAUUCUUGGUAUUAUAUAUGUUUUUCUUCUACUAGUUAUAUUGGAAAUUAGACGAACAUACUCGUUUCCAUUUGCUACGGGGAAGGAAAUUUUGAAGCUUCAAGUUUCCAGUUUGUGCAGCCAACAAGUAAGGGGAGUUACAGAGGAGCUGCAACGGGCCUUGGUGGCCCUGUUUAUGGCUUAAUUUGCCUCACAAGCCUUUUCCAGUGGACCUUUUCGCUGUUGCAUUAAUGUAUACUACCGUGAAUUCAGCUGGAGGAGGAAAUAAAACAGACGCCCUUCUGCUGUCUUUUUCCUCCAUAUGCCACCUCCGCCUAUAACCAAUAAUGCGGCCUACUGCUAAUAUAGCUCAGUAUUUGUACCUCUUCCCUUUAUUGUUUGUUACAUGACAAUGCUCAAUUGUGUUCUGAAAUGGUCAGCUUGUAUUAGGAUAAUAUGGUCUGCUUGUCUGCUUUUUCA
This is a messenger RNA of Nymphaea colorata (pocket water lily), 3591 nucleotides long. RefSeq names its product receptor-like protein kinase FERONIA. The record is from RefSeq and is a predicted model, not a curated record. NCBI's taxonomy places the organism in Eukaryota, Viridiplantae, Streptophyta, Magnoliopsida, Nymphaeales, Nymphaeaceae. The transcript is spliced from 2 exons. Gene Ontology annotation, molecular function: protein kinase activity; ATP binding. Gene Ontology annotation, biological process: protein phosphorylation. Bases 428 to 3127 code for a protein of 899 amino acids.